Messenger RNA from Mucor mucedo, 1669 nucleotides. RefSeq lists its product as uncharacterized. The record is from RefSeq and is a predicted model, not a curated record. The transcript has 2 exons. Lineage: Eukaryota; Fungi; Mucoromycota; Mucoromycetes; Mucorales; Mucoraceae. Gene Ontology annotation, molecular function: RNA polymerase II transcription regulatory region sequence-specific DNA binding; DNA-binding transcription factor activity, RNA polymerase II-specific. The coding region runs from base 163 to 1563 and encodes 466 amino acids. Gene Ontology annotation, cellular component: nucleus. Gene Ontology annotation, biological process: regulation of transcription by RNA polymerase II; neuron differentiation.
CCCAGUAUAUUAAAUAGUCGUGCGGAAUAAAUUCGGUAACCUGUCAAUUAAGUUUUUUUUUUUUUUACAUUUUCUAAUUUUUCUUUCUUUCCUUUACUCUUUUUUUUUUUUCUGUUAUUACCUAUAAAAAAAUAUAUAUAUAUAUAUUUACUACUUUCCCUUAUGAAUAAUUACAUGUCCAAUUCUACUAGCGAUGAAAAAGACCAGUCAGCACCUCGUAAACGAACAAGAGCUACACCUGAACAAUUAUCUGUUCUUGAGAAAACAUUCCAUGUCAAUCCCAGUCCAAAUAAUCGUGUUCGAGAACAAUUAUCUCGUGAAUUAGGCAUGUCGGAGAGGUCUAUCCAAAUUUGGUUCCAAAAUAGAAGAGCCAAAGUAAAGAACAUUGCAAAGAAAUCAUCCAUCUUGCACGAUGAAACACUUCGUAUGCAGUACUAUGCUUCCUCUGCUGCUGCUGCUGCUUGUCAGGCAGCUAUUUAUCAACAACAUCAGCAGAACGGUGAUAAACCUUCAGAAAUGGAAAUUGGCGAUCCCAUCAAAACAAAUCCAGAUCUUUACUAUUAUUACUAUUAUUAUUAUUUCAAUCAACAACAACAAUUACAGCAAAGACAAAAACAACACAUGUAUCAUCCUUAUGGUCAAUAUCACACUACUGCUAGCUCUGUUCCUCCACCACCCAUCUCUUUAAAAUCUAUGCCUCCUCCUCCUCCUCCACCACCUACCUCAAAUGAGAAUGGUUCUAUCAGUCCUUCUUCUUCAGACCAUUCAUUAUGGUCUUCCUCAAAGAAACCACGCACCAGAGCACAUACCAUCGGACCUUCCAUGAUACAACAACGUCCUAGACUAUUCGACAGAGGCAACUCUGUAGAAAUGAUACCAAACUAUGCCACUAAUUAUACACACAUGUUAAAUACAACAACAAAUCUUGCCUCUUGUUCUCCACCCAACUUUUCUAAUCUUUCUGUGGGUGAUACUCUUUUACCUUAUCAAACACCCACGUCCUUUUUUGAUACAGACGUCAGCCAACCACAGCCGUCGUCUUUAACAUGGACUGAUUUACCCUUUUAUCAAGACCCUACCAUGAUGAUGACACCGACUACACCUUCCAUGUUUACACCUACCACAUUACUGCAACCUUACUUUGACCCUCAUCAAAAGAUAUCCGCUGAAGCACUUCAAAUCGGAACCUGGAAAAGAAUGGGUUUUGAACCCAGCGAUCUUGUAUGCCAAUUUGACAAGAACAAGAAGAGCUUUAGUUGGUGUAUUCAAGAUGGACCGAGUCGAUUCAAGAUGGAAUUUAAUCAAUCUUCAGUUCAAAAGAUGCAGUUAUUACCACUAGAAGGAAGAGCAGGUUGGGCACGUUUAGAGAUCUCGGUGACUUCCAACGAGAUUUCGUUUUAUAUGGAAGUAGCGCCGGAGUGGGUGCAAUGUAGAGAUUACACAGAAGAUAAACAGGCUUCCAUCAUCACUUUACAUCAUUUGGAUGGUCCUGCUUUGGCUUUAAAAGCAGAACUAGAGUCUCUGAAAAAGGAGAAUGGAUACCUGGCUUCCAUCAUGAACUAAGAUAAAAAGAAACACUUCUUAUAUGUAUGUAUACGCCCUUUUAUGUUACACUUAUGCACGCACUCAUUGGCUGAAAGCAAUAAAACUAAUUUAAAUAUUCAAACUA